CGCCGGGCGGCGUGUGUCCCUUGCGGCGUGCCGUCCUCGCAGCCAUGGCGGCCGCCGCGCUAGCGUGGCGGGCCAGCCUGCACCUGCGGGCCCAGGUUCUGCGCGCCUUCUCCACAGCCGUGUCGCCGACCGCUCCUGCUGCGGAACCUAAAAGAACACCCAGAAGUGAGAGGGCUCACAGAAGAAAGGCGCUGCCUCCUAGGACCGAGAAAAUGGCAGUUGACCAGGACUGGCCCAGUGUUUACCCAGUUGCAGCACCUUUUAAACCAUCCGUGGUCCCUCUUCCUGUUCGGAUGGGUUACCCUGUGAAAAAGGGUGUGCCCAUGGCAAAGGAGGGAAAUCUGGAACUGCUCAAGAUCCCCAAUUUUCUGCAUUUGACUCCUGUAGCGAUUAAAAAGCACUGUGAAGUUCUUAAAGAGUUCUGCACCGAGUGGCCAACUGCACUCGACACUGAUGAGAAGUGUGAGAAGCAUUUUCCAAUCGAAGUAGACACAGCUACGUAUGUCUCAUCAGGACCGUCCAUUCGCAACCCCAAGGCACGCACAGUAACCUUGAGGGUUAAGCUCUCCAGUUUGAAUUUAGAUGACCAUGCAAAGAAGAAAUUGAUUAAACUUGUGGGAGAACGGUACUGCCCGACCACCGAUGUGCUCACCAUCAGGACAGACAGGUGUCCUUUGAAGAGACAGAAUUAUGACUAUGCGAUGUAUCUACUGACGGUUCUAUACCAUGAGUCUUGGAAAACUGAAGAAUGGGAAAAACAGAAAACUGAGGCAGACAUGGAAGAGUAUAUAUGGAAAAAUAGCUCCUCAGAGAAAAAUAUCCUGGCAACGCUUUUGCAGAUGAGAGCCGCCGAGGGCAGUGCGGGCGUCGGAGAGGAGCUGCUGGCCACUGAGGACGUGCAGGCGUAUGCACGCUCCGUGGCCAGCCUGAAGAACGAGGGGGACAGUGAGCAGGCCCUUUCCCGGUACAAAGAGUCCGUGAAGAGACUCUUAAACCUGACGUGAAUUGUCAAGUGGAAGAAUCUGCUUGAUGUGUUCAUUUUACAGCACAUGUCAUCAAUGUGUGAUUUGAUAAAAAAUUGAAGAUAUUAGAAGACUGUUGUUUUA
This is a messenger RNA of Ochotona princeps (American pika), 1106 nucleotides long. RefSeq names its product mitochondrial ribosomal protein S35 (gene MRPS35). The record is from RefSeq and is a predicted model, not a curated record. Bases 45 to 1004 code for a protein of 319 amino acids. Lineage: Eukaryota; Metazoa; Chordata; Mammalia; Lagomorpha; Ochotonidae. Gene Ontology annotation, biological process: mitochondrial translation. Gene Ontology annotation, cellular component: mitochondrial small ribosomal subunit. The transcript has 8 exons. Gene Ontology annotation, molecular function: structural constituent of ribosome.